Molecule: messenger RNA, 731 nt
Organism: Anopheles stephensi (Asian malaria mosquito)
Lineage: Eukaryota; Metazoa; Arthropoda; Insecta; Diptera; Culicidae
Gene: CheA7a
Exons: 3
Coding region: 11-544 (177 amino acids)
Source: RefSeq, a predicted model, not a curated record
ACGAGCUACUAUGAACAAGACUUUGGCAAUCGGGAGUACGUGGGCUAUUUUAUUGUGCGCCAUAGCUUUAGCAGAUGGAGUACUUUACGAAGUUCUGCUUAACAGCUUCGAAGCAGUUCCUCGCGAUAUAGAAGACAUGCUCGAUUAUGGGACCAUCCGCUUGACGCGUCAGGGAAAGAAUGAGCUGGGUGUCUCCGGCUCCUUCACAGUAUUUCAAAACACUGGUAAAGAAGCACAGGUGCGCUGGACAGUUUACAAAAUCGACUUCAUGGGCAACAAGCGAAUGUUCAUCAAUGGCGCUGGUUCUUUAUGCGAGAUCAUAGCACAAGACGAGGUGGUCUAUCCGCAUCUAUUGGAAAAGUCCAACCUACCCCCACAAGACUCGUGUCCCUUUCCCAAGGGUAAUUACACCAUCCAUAACUUCGUGCUGGACGAGCAAAGAUUUCCACCUGCAUUGCCCGCUAGUGAUUGGAUUGUGGAAACGAUAUUAACUCGCGAUGGUAAAAUUGGAUGUGGUUUUAGGGUGAGUUUUACCACCAAGUGAGAGUUAUAUGGAGACGUUAGAGCUUUAUACAAAAUGGGAAGAAAUGCAAGCAGCAAUUAUUAAACAGCAAUGCAAAAUCAAAAGUGCAAUGGUUUUUUUUUCGGACUACUAGAAAUGGUAGGGUAGAAUGGAACGGGGAUCUCAUUAGUGUUGCAUGUUGUAGUUGAGUUUGUGCGACUGGUUUCAC